Messenger RNA from Lethenteron reissneri (Far Eastern brook lamprey), 363 nucleotides. RefSeq names its product zinc finger protein 664-like. Gene Ontology annotation, molecular function: RNA polymerase II cis-regulatory region sequence-specific DNA binding; DNA-binding transcription factor activity, RNA polymerase II-specific. NCBI's taxonomy places the organism in Eukaryota, Metazoa, Chordata, Hyperoartia, Petromyzontiformes, Petromyzontidae. The record is from RefSeq and is a predicted model, not a curated record. Gene Ontology annotation, biological process: regulation of transcription by RNA polymerase II.
AUGGAGCAGAGGCACUCAGCGCAGCUCGACACAGGAGAGAAACCUUUCAAGUGCACUGUGUGUGAGAAGGCAUUUGCAAAGUCAUCAAAUCUUCAGACCCACCAGAGAACACACACAGGAGAGAAACCUUUUAAGUGCACUGUGUGUGAGAAGGCAUUUGCACGGUCAUCCAUUCUUAAAUCACACCAGAGAACACACACAGGAGAGAAACUUUUUAAGUGCACUCUGUGCGAGAAGGCGUUUGCAAAGUCAUCAAAUCUUCAAACCCACCAGAGAACACACACAGGAGAUAAGCCCUUCAAGUGCAGUGUGUGUGGGAAGGCAUUUUUUGAUUCAUCUUCUCUUAAACAACACCAGAGAACA